AUGCUGGCUGAAGUUGUGUUUGGGCGAGCGGCGGAGCCGGGUGGAAGUGUUUUCCUCGCAUCCACAGUCUACAGAGUAUGGCAUGUCUCCCUCUGGCUGAAUUUGACGGACACUAACGGCUCUAGAUCACGGCAUGAACCGCUUUUCCCGGAGCAGACAUAUGAGGUACUUCGACUCAAUGGGAUGAAAGGCGAUGAUCCCCUGGUCGAAGUUAGGACCAACGAUGGCAGUAUCAAACAUGGAUACUGUACGUGGGUGGAUUUUGCGCAUAUGUCGCAAGCAUGGGAGGUAUACCUGAGGGGUGAAGGAGAGACUUUCAACCCAGGGGUCAAAUUGAUGAUUCUCAUAUACCGCAUGACAGGUAAACAGACGCGCAGGCAUUGGUACGGGCGAAUGAUUGUGGCGAACCCAGCCGCGGUGGACCGUAUCGAAAGUUAUCAGGGGCUCAGAUACGGGACUAUGUCGGGCGGUGAUACGCGCAGACCCUUGGCCGUUGCUUUGGUUAAGGGUAAAAGGGUGAAAGUUAUGUUCCCGAGUUUCGAUGUGUACCGGCAUUGCAAUGGAGCAGGCGAAACGCUCCGGGAGCGGCUGGAUAUUGAAAGAAGCAAACUGAAUCUAGGCGAAAUGCCCUCAUACGCACUGGCUGAGGUGAUUACUGGCGACUUCGAGACCGGUCCCACUGGAGUCAACUUUGCCCACUCGAUAGUGAAUGACCGGGGGCUCCCCAUCGGAGAGGAAGCAGACCGGCAGAAGAUCGAGGAAGCCACACGAGAUCUUACCGAAGAGAUCAUUCUUAAUGCAAAAUUGAGACUCGGAGGGGCGUAUCUCACAACGCUGCCAAGCGAGCUGUAUCCAAGGAUUGCGCCAGGGGUUUCUCCUGAUACUACGCUAUAUUUAUCUAUAUGCGUUACGGGGAAAGAACUGGAAGGUAAAGAUAGUUGUGAUUGUUAUGAGCAGGUCAUACCCGAAAGGCCUACGAAGUAUCUUGACUUCGUACAAAGAGACGGUAUACGGGUCUUUCUCAGAUACAUGACAAAGCCCAACGGAGCCACAUGCAUUAUGGCCUCAGAGCAAAGCGUAUUGGAUAAGUUUCGGAUGUUCCGGGGAUAUUUCUGUGAAAACCAGGUCGACAACCUUGAGUUGCGUUUUUGCGAGGAAGCUCUUCUGUCAAGCGAAAGGGAGGGUGCCAAGGCUUUGGAUGAAGCGGUGGCUGCGGCUGCUAUGGCUUGGCAAGAGCAAGCCAUAGCCGCAACCAAAAUGUAA
Messenger RNA from Arthroderma uncinatum, 1263 nucleotides. RefSeq lists its product as uncharacterized. The record is from RefSeq and is a predicted model, not a curated record. The transcript has 5 exons. Bases 1 to 1263 code for a protein of 420 amino acids. Lineage: Eukaryota; Fungi; Ascomycota; Eurotiomycetes; Onygenales; Arthrodermataceae.